This is a messenger RNA of Rhipicephalus sanguineus (brown dog tick), 1103 nucleotides long. Its product is annotated as WD repeat-containing protein 61. Bases 174 to 1082 code for a protein of 302 amino acids. The record is from RefSeq and is a predicted model, not a curated record. NCBI's taxonomy places the organism in Eukaryota, Metazoa, Arthropoda, Arachnida, Ixodida, Ixodidae. The transcript is spliced from 10 exons. Gene Ontology annotation, molecular function: protein binding. Gene Ontology annotation, cellular component: Cdc73/Paf1 complex.
AGCGUUCCAAAUGCUCUCCAGGGCCAUGUGUUAUGAUUUUUGAAGCUAUUUACGAAGUUUGUUUACUGAGUUGUUACCAUUGAAUGUGGAACUGACAAAAGGUGGUUGCUCCACCGGAGAGCUUGCUAUCGUCAACGCGAUCUACCGCACCCAGUUAGGUACUGCACGCAAAAAUGUAUUCUGUGUUGUUCAAGCAGGAGCUGGCUCACGAUGAUGCAAUCUGGAGCUGUGCUUGGUCGAAGUCACCGAAAGAUGGAACCAACCACAUUUUGACUGGUUCCGUUGAUGACACUGUCAAGUGCUGGAAAUGGGAUGAUGAGAAACUGGAACUGCUGCAUGUUUUUGAGGGCCAUGCCCUAGGUGUCUUCUCUGUUGAUGUGUCUCACGACGGCAAAGUGGCUGCGUCGAGUUCCUUGGAUAGCAACAUAAAGCUCUGGGAUUUGGAGACUGGUGAAGAGAAAAAAAACAUUGAUGCAGGUCCAGUUGACGCUUGGUCCGUGACAUUCUCACCCGACUCGCGGUUUCUGGCAUCGGGUUCCCAUUCGGGCAAAAUCAACCUCUAUGGUGUCGAGUCCUGCAAGUUAGAAUCGUCGCUUGACACAACGGGGAAGUUCACGCUCAGCAUCGCUUUCAGUCCGGAUGGAAAGUACAUUGCAAGCGGGGCCAUUGAUGGCAUCAUCAAUGUGUUUGACAUUUCCACAGGAAAGCUGGUGCACACGCUCGAAGGUCAUGCCAUGCCUAUCAGGUCGUUAACAUUCUCGCCAGACUCUCAGAUGCUAGUCACUGCUUCUGAUGAUUGCCACAUCAAGGUGUACGACGUCCAACAUGCUGGUCUUGUGACCACGCUUUCUGGCCAUGGCUCCUGGGUGCUGCAUGUGGCCUUCUGCUCAGACAACACUCACUUUGCAUCAAGUUCGUCAGACCGGACAGUGAAAGUGUGGGACCUACCGGCGAAAGAGUGCGUCCACACGUUCAGCGAGCACUCUGAUCAGGUCUGGUGUGCCAAGUACAACCCCAUGGGAAACCGCCUGGUCUCGGUUUCAGAAGACAAAAGCAUCAUAAUGUAUGACUGUCCUGUGUAAAUAAACUAUGUCUCACUACUG